This is a messenger RNA of Drosophila eugracilis, 933 nucleotides long. It is a transcript of the gene Prosbeta5R2, whose product is annotated as proteasome subunit beta type-5. Lineage: Eukaryota; Metazoa; Arthropoda; Insecta; Diptera; Drosophilidae. The record is from RefSeq and is a predicted model, not a curated record. Bases 32 to 859 code for a protein of 275 amino acids. Gene Ontology annotation, molecular function: threonine-type endopeptidase activity. The transcript has a single exon. Gene Ontology annotation, cellular component: proteasome core complex.
GAAUUGUCUAUAGCAGACUUUGACCAUAAUCAUGGCUCUGGAAAACAUAAGCGGAAUGGAUAAGAAUGCGUUUAUGAGGAAAUAUGGAUCUCUUAACUCUGAGCAGACAAUUAAACAAAUCCGACUGGCGUGGAGUAACAUGGAUGAUCCUUUUGCAAUAAUGGCCCCACCAUUUGAGAGACCGCGGGAAAGACUGGAUGAACUAACAGCCCAGAGUAAUGUGCGGAUGGACUUUAAUCAUGGAACCACCACGGUGGGUUUCGUCUAUAAAGGUGGUAUUAUUCUUUGUGUGGACUCUAGAGCAACGGCGGGAAAUUUCAUCGGAUCCCAGAGUAUGCAGAAGGUCGUCCAGGUGAACCAGUAUAUACUGAGUACAAUGGCAGGAGGAGCAGCGGAUUGCACUUACUGGGAUCGUGUUUUGGCCAGGGAGUGCCGUCUUCACGAACUGCGCUAUAAGGAGCGCCUAUCUGUUCGAUCUGCUGCCAGAUUUAUUUGCAAUGUGGCAGCCGAUUAUAAGGGAAUGGGUCUCUGCAUGGGAAUGAUGCUCGCAGGUUGGUCACCCGAAGGACCCAGUUUGGUUUAUGUGGAUUCCGAUGCGUUGCGCAUUCAUGGAAAAGUCUUUGCCGUAGGCAGUGGAGCUUCGAAUGCCUUGGGAAUAUUGGAUACUGACUACAACUAUAAUCUGAGUGAUAAUGAGGCCUUCGAUCUGGCCUUUCGCGCAGUGUAUCAUGCCACUAUGAGAGAUGUUUUUUCAGGCGGAUUGGUGAGACUGUAUCAUAUGGAUAAAAGUUGUUGGAAAAAUGUGGCCAACAAAGAUUGCCAAGAGUUGCACGAAGAAGUACUCGAUAAAUGGGAAUAAUCAUUGAGUUCUGCAUGUUCUGUAUGUAAGCUUUAGGUUUCCUUUAAAUAAUUCUCCGUUAGCUAAUUAAUUUA